Molecule: messenger RNA, 453 nt
Organism: Anolis sagrei ordinatus
Lineage: Eukaryota; Metazoa; Chordata; Lepidosauria; Squamata; Anolidae
Gene: COX6B2
Product: cytochrome c oxidase subunit 6B2
Cellular component (GO): mitochondrion; respiratory chain complex IV
Source: RefSeq, a predicted model, not a curated record
AUGCAGAAAGUUUUUGCAGCUGAAGACUUCUCCAAGCUGAAGAAAAAACAAGGCGACUAUCUCACAGCUCCAUUUGACCCACGUUUUCCAAACACCAACCAAACUCGUAACUGUUAUCAGAAUUAUUUGGAUUAUUACCGAUGUGUGAAGAUUAUGAAAGCCAAAGGAAAGGACACUGCGGUAUGUGAGUGGUACCACAGGGUUUACAAGUCCCUAUGUCCAAUUUCUUGGGUAAAGCGCUGGGAUGAGCAGCGUGCACAGGGAACUUUUGCUGGCAAAAUAUGAAUCUCCCAGUCCUCUUCAUCUAAAAUGGAGAUACCCUUGGAAAGUCCUCACAAUGGCUAUUCUUACAACCCCAUCUAGAUUGAUCAACCAAGCUGUGAAUUGUUUCAGCAGAUUGAAUUAUUCAGAUAUGUUUGUGAACUUAUUUUUUAAAACCUACCAAUAAAAAAU